UUUCUCUUCGGCCGCCGCUCCCAUUUUUUCCCUCUCACACAGUCACACUCUAGCAACUUAUUAUUUUCCCUUCUUCUCGACGCCGACCCUCUCCCCCUUCCCCCAAUUCUCUCUCUCUUCAGAUAUUUUUCUCUGUUUUUUCUUGCUUUUGUUUUCUCCCAUCCCAAACACCGAAACCCGACCGAAUGAAACCGAAACUCUGAUAAAAUAUGACAAAAUUUUCCGCCCUUGGAAAAGCCCACACAUUUUUAGUUCACUCUCUCACAGAAACUGAGAAAGCACAAAUCCAAACUGGCUCGACUCGACGAUCACGGAAAUCGCACAGCUCCGAUUAGGUGCGAAUUGAUCUCGGCAAUGUGUGACUCUUUGUCUUUUGGCGUGGGGCAUACGAGUUACUCCGAUUAGACAUUGUCUUUCUUUCUUCACAUUUUGAAGGUUGAGUUUACAGAGAAAAGAAUACAGAUUGGAGGGGAGCAACCUUCUAGUUUAUUUCUUGCUUCUAUAUCUCUUCUUCUCAGUGAGCAGGUGCCUUUUGCAGAGGACUUGGCAGUGUAAGCACUCUUCAACUUUAACUUAGUAAAAUUGAACUUUUACUACAGUUAUAGCUUUUAAUCUCAAUAAAAUGGAGAGAUAUCCUGAGACUUUACAAAAUUCAAUCAUCAUAAAAAUAAAAAAAUCCAUGUAGUAAUCAGAAUUAAAGUCUUUGUGAAAUGGAGAGGUAGUAAAUGCGCAUUGAUAGUAUAAAAUGGGUUUUGUUGGGUUUUAUAGUCGUGUGUGGAAACCCAGGAAAGAUAAUGCCAAGAUACUGGGAUUUUCCCUGUUCCCUUAUUUGUUUUUUUCUAUUCAUUACUGGAAGAAACAUAGUGCUCUGUUAUGUUCUAUUGAAAAUCAGUGAGUUUCUCCUAUUGUUUUGAGCAUUAACUAGGGGAUUUGCUUUCAUUUCUUAGCUGAUUCUAGAGAGGAAAAAAAAAAAAAAUGCAAGCCCAGUUUCUGGAUAUUUCUUUUUGGUUCCUUAGAGUUUGAUUUUGCUAUAUAGUCCUAGUGUUUUUUUUCCCCACAUUCAAAUUCCCUUUCCAAGUUAUAGUUGAAAUUAGGUUCUGUAAUUCUGGACAGCUAUAUGAAGUUAGUGCAACAAUGAGAGAUGGGAAUUCCAAGAAAAGCAAGGUUUAUGAAAUGCCAUCACUUCUCUUUAAGCCUUUGUUCUGAUCUUCAUUCUCUCCUAUAGUAUUAUUUUUGUGCUAGUUAAAUUUGCUUAAAACUUUAUUUCCCUCAAUAAAUUAAAUUAACAUGUUUUAUUGUUGGAAAAAAUUCUUGUCUUUGAGCCAUGAUUAUGAUGGUGGUUGGAUAGUUGGUUACUAUAGGUUGUGACGGGUUGUGUCGUGGGUCAUUGUGGUUGGGUGUCGUGGUUGCUGGUUGUGCUGUGGUGGUUGGGUCUUUUGAUUUUGGUCAAAAGACUUUGAUCCAUUUGGUUGAGGAAGAGAGACCAACAUGUGGGGAAGAGAGAAGGGUAUAUGAGUUUUUAUUUAAUAUUUAUUUUAAUUGGUUGUAUGUUAAAUUGGUUGAAAUUAUUUAUAUUGUUAUAUGGGUUGUAUAUUAAAAUAAGAAAUGAAAUAUUGGGUGCAUUGUUAAAAGAAGUUUUAAAAUAGAUAAAAUAAUUUUUUUUUAAGGUAAUAAAUAAUAAUUUUUCAGCACCCCAUAUAUAAAUGCUCUUAGAAUUCGAAUCCAACUAGUCACUAGAAGAAAAUAAAUAGUUUAAAUUGAAAAACCAGAGCAAUGGUUAGCUCAAUAUAAAAAUAAUAACCCAAAAACCUCUGAUCAGAUCGUCCAUUAAGCUCUCCUGUGAGAGAGAGAAAGUGUGUGAGAAAACAGAGCCCGUGUAAACUUCAUCACAACAAAUAUCUUGGAUAAUUGUCAAUAUAUAAACUUUUUUUUGUUUUUGAUUUUUUGUUUUGCUUUUGCUGUUACAUUGCACAACUAUAGAUACUGUGCACUAAGAGUUAAAAAUUUGAGAAAUACUUAUUUUUAGAAAUGACAGUACUAUAAGGGUGUGACUCGUAUAUGUGUAUAUUUAUAAAUAUAUAUAUAUUUGUGUAUAUAUAUAUACACCUAAAUGUAUACGUGUGUAUACCUCGGCAAAAAUGCACUCUUUUUUUGUUUUUGUUUUGUGUGUGUGUGUGUAAGAAAAGGGUGAAAGGAGAAGGAGAUGAGAGCUCUCAGUUGCGUAGAGAAGAAAACUACUGCUCUUAGCUCUAUGACUAAAAGUUUUCUUCUCUACGCACCUUUCCUUUCAACUGACAGAUUAUCUUCUGAAGUUGUUUUAGGAAAUCUUUUUUUGGCUUUACUUUAUCCUUUUUCCAUGACAGAUAAUGGGAUCAGUACUAAUAUAUGUGAAACAGAAGUUUUCUUCAAGUUCAUCUUACCCCCAAUCCCAAAAGACAUAUACUUGUUAAAAGAAAUUUCCAUUUUUAAAGAAGGAAGCACUGACAGAGUUGAGCCAGUAACAGAUGAUAUAAGUGAUACCAUUGAUCUUGCCCAAAAGCACUAAUGGAUGUAUUUAUUACUUAAUACCUUAUCGUUUUCUUCCUUUCAAAAGAUGUUUUGCUACUUUAUUGUAUUCCCCUUUAAAAACUGUCCCCUGAAGAAUUUUAAGCCCUUUGCAAGACAAGGUAAUACAGAUGAAAUAGAAACCCAGAUAGACAAUCUCAUUGCUGAGAUCCUGAUAGAAAAAGAAAAAGCUAGCAUCCAUGCACUUUAUUAGACAAUAGCAUGAAGGCCUUCAAGGUGUACUUGCACUUUGUUAGUCUUAAUUCUAAGGUUAACGGUCAAUUGCCUGGCAAACAAGAUAGCCAUUCAGGCUAAAAUCCCAGACCAAAAAGUUCUUAACCUCGGCGGAGGAAAAGGAUUAUUGCCAAUCCACUGCCAGAAAUCAGCGAAGAUUUCAGAAAAAGUAUGAAGGUGUCUCGUCAGAGACACUAUCCCUUAAGAAUACAAUACUACUGGCCGACGCAAUGUAUUCACAUGGAAAAUAAUGAGACCCAAAAACAGACAGAUUGACAGAUGUACGACUAAAAGAUUGCUGACAAACUCAACAAGAAAACUGCAGACAAAGCGACUACUACUCACCAUUAUCAAACAGUUUACUGUUCAUCAUCACGCGUUAAUAGUGCCUAGACAGAUCACGACAGACUAAUACUGCUCACCAGCAGGCGUAAAUAAUACACCGACAGAUUACUGUUUAUCAAUAGUAAUUUUUCCAUGAUUCUACAGGAUUACAUCAAAACUCAAGUUAUCUUUUCCUACUUGAGUUACUUUUCAAGACAGACAUGGUUUAUUUUCUCUAUAAAAAGACAGAUUCAUAGGUCUAAGUUUUAGAUCCAAUUACAGAACCCUUUCUCCCUCUCUUAGCCAAGACAGACGCUUGUAAUCUUCUCCCUCCCAGACCUCACGGACAUAGCCUUUUAUACUUUCAGACAGACUUCUAUUUGUAAUCCUAUAUUUCAAAGACAGAAGUCUAUUUCAAGCUUUGUAUCAAAGACAGGAGUUUUUCAGUUCAAUACUGAGUCUGCUGAAAACUAAGGCCAAGGAUGCCUUAUAUAGAUGGAGGGAGCCUUGGAUCCAUUCAGGAGAUUGCUUGAAUAACGGAAGGUGAAAUGCUUUUACUUCCAGUGAAUAGUAGCUUGCUAGCAGCUCUGCUAGUGCGGGUACUGUUCAUGGAAUAGUAACCGGAUUUGCAAAGGUGGUUCUUAAGCUUGUCUGGGCUUCUGGAGCUGUUCUAGAGCGUCCGGGAGCCUAUCUGAAAUGUGUUAAUCAGUAUCAUGGCCAGAUGGGUACCCGUCAUAAGGAUCCCAUGGAGGGUCAUAGUCACAGUUGUGCUCAUGAUACUUGGCAUACUUAUCACAAAAGCCACAAUACAGGAUAGGUUCAUAAUCUGCUUGUUGCAGAACUAACUGUCCGGGCUUAAUGUAGUCAAUUCUUUCGGUAUGGAGAGCUUCAGAAUACUGCCUGGUGGUAAACACUGUAAUUCUUCCAGUAUUUCCAACAAAGUGGUAAUUCUGCCAAAGCUCGCUGGUGACAUCUAAAAUCUCAUUGUUGAAGUAUCCUCCCCAGCAACUUGCAAGAGCUUCGGGGUCUUCAUUAUGGAGAUAAGAGUCUCCUUCAUACCAAGGGCCAUUAUGGGUGUACCCGUUGAUGAGUACAAGAUGGUGCGCAGGUUGGACAAUCAUCCAAUUGCUUCUGUCCCAUUGUGGGAGAGUACUCCAGCAUCUGAUGGAGAUGAAUGGACUCUUGAUUUUUGAAACAACCUGUCAGACGAUCUGUGGGAACUAGUUGAUCUGUUUUGUUUUACAUCUAUUUUCUGAUAGCACUUCCACUUCCAUAUAUUGCAUUUUUCAUCUACUACUUCAUCUUAGUCAGUGUUUACUGUUCUUUCUUUUAGUGGUAGGCUGAGCCUCCCGUUUAUUCAAACUGUUUAUUAUCUUGAGAUUAUCUGUUUGAGCUAAUCCUUUGCUUCCCAGUUAUCUUCUUCUUCUUGUCUUUGUUUCUUUCCCCACAAUUUGUUGCAGAUGUGUACUAAGCCAAGUUCUGUGAGGAGAUGUUAUCCAGUAAGUCUAGGAGUAAGCUCGGUUUUGUGUUCGUCUGCUACCCAGUAAGUCUUAAGUACCGAGGUUGAGUGUGAACCGAGAGUUUCCCCUGUUAGCCGUUAGCCAGGUGGGUGUUGAGGCGUUGUUGAGGGAAAGUAAAGGUUCGUAUACACUUAGUAUUAGGGAAAAGUGGCGGUUAGUAGUAGCAGAAAACACAGAAGGCGUCCGAGUGGCGGUAAGUUGGUAACAUAUUACAGAAGGCGUCCAUACACUCCCUGUUUCAGAUCUAAGGAUAGAUCCAGAAAUUGGAAGAUAAAGGUAGUCUAGGUUGUAAUUGAUUUCUUAGGCUUUUAAUCCAGAAUGAUAAAUAGGAUGUUUAGAAGGAGUGACUCUUCCACUUCCAUUAGAUCUAGCAGUACAAACCCUCCUGAGAUUCCACAAGAAGAUGGAACAAUCAACUCAGAGUCGUACCAGCUUUCAGAUCUAGAUCAGAAGUUAGGAGAUUGGAACAUACCCAAAGUUCCCACAACCCAAGUCUAUAAGUCUUCGUCAAGGUCUUUGAAAAAGUCUUUCAGAACGGACUACCAUGUUAGGACUAUAGAACAAGUUUACAGCAUUAGUAAGGAAUAUGAAACCUGUUAUUUGUUGUCCCCUGCAGUCAUGAAAGCUCACAGGGAAAAUGGUCAUAAAUUCCUCCACAUAGGACUUGUCCAAGUUGGAGUAAAACCAUUGAUCAGAGAAGGUUUGAACAACUCGAUCCUUAUGGCACUUAGAGACAUCCGUCUUAUCAGAUUUAAAGACAGUCUCCUAGGAACCAUAGAAUCCAGUUUGAGUAACGGUCCAAUUCACUUCGACUGUUUCCCAAACCUCACUGUUGCACUUGACGACCCUCACAUCUUGAAGGUCUUCACCCUCAACAUUAAAACCCAUGGAACCCUUCUGUUACAUGGCACCAAACAGCUUGCUCUUAUAUACAGAGUAUAUUAUAAGUGUAUGAGGACGAACAUGUCCAUCCAGAUAGUUGAUAAGAGAAAGCCAGGUGAAACCACUCUUAUCCAAACCUCAGAUGUUAGAUUCACCGUUCAGGUACCAAGAACCCUGAAAUGGUCUGAAAUAACAUUCCCAGCACAAUGGACUCUAGAGAAUGAAAAUUAUCCUCUACAGAUCCAGAAUCCUGUUAGGAACCCAGAUCUAGAUUAUGUCCAGCAGUUAGCCGAUGGAACGGUUAGACUUAGCUUUGACCAAUCUAGGUUUAGAUCACCUUUAGAGUAUGAUGAACCCAGGCCCAGAUCCUCAUUAGAUCUGCACCAGGAAACAUACCAAGAACCAAGGUCUAGAUCAAUAGAUCUAUGCCAACCCUUUAGGCAGCCAACUAUCCUCUUGAAAGAUAGACCUGCAUCUCAGUGUAGUUCGUUUAGAACACGAGCUCCCUUUCCUACAUCUAGAAGAGACUUAAGUCCACAGUUUCAAGGUGUUAAAGACCACUCCCAGGUUAGUACUCCUUGUUACACAGCCAAACAAGACUCAGUUGCUGAUCAAGAAGAAGACAGCAAGAGUCAAGACAGUCUUAAGCCUCCCUCACCAUCAGGAUCUGAUUUUAAAAAUCCUAUUCAGCAGGAAACUGAAUAUGACCAUCAGCUCCUAAUGUUGACAAAAGAGUUCAUCCCUGAUAUGAACGCUCUUGAAAAGGAAUUUAAUUCUGAAAAGAACAGAGUUAAAAGAGAAGCCUAUAGAGCCAACCAUACCAAGGAACAAAAGGUUGAAGUUUUGGAGAAAUGGAAGUUAUUCAUGAAAAAGGUACAAGCUGAUUAUCCUUUCUUUGAAUACUUUGAGAAACAUUUCAAAUGGCAUAAAAAGAACUGUGUCAUUCCCAAAACCAAACUUCCUACAAAAACCCUUCCACCAACAAAGGCUAGACAUUCAACACAGAAAGAAGAGGAACCAGUCUCUCCUUCACCUGAACUAAAUGUCUUAGAAGCCCACAUAUCUUCUAGUAGUUCUAAUGAACCCUCCUCAGAAAAGGAGAAAGAACCACUAGAUGACCAACUUGGUGAUACACCCUCACUUCCUCCUAAGAAAUGGAUAUCCAAAUUUAGAGGUAACCUAGCCUUUAAGGAUUUCCACAGGAAGAAGAUAGUUUCCAAAGAAUAUAGAAGACAGAAGUUCAAAAACAAUGACUUCUAUAAGAAAGGAAACCCCAACCCCUUAGUACCCUUUUCCAGUUCACCUAAGGUUUCACCUGUGUCACCAUCCGUUGUUGCCAAUCGUUAUUUGGUCUCCACAAUCCCGAAACCAAAUUACCAUAGGCCCCAAGGACAACACAGUUAUAGUUCUGCUCUAGCCACAUUGCCUUCCAAAGCAACUUCUCCAUAUACAGUUGAAGAACCUUUUGGCCCGAUUGUGCCUAAGCAACCCUCCUUCACUCUCCCUCCUAGAACAGGAAGAGCCUCUUACAUCAAGAAACCUUUUGUUCAGCAUAUCUCUUAUGUUGAGCCACACUUAGCUCACAUAACGGAUCCGCUAGCAUUAGCAAUGGAAGUAUUGCCCCAUGAAUGGCAUUUCCUUCCCAAAAGCCUAGAGAAAAACAUCAAAUUCUAUAAAGACAUUCUCAUCCAAGAAAAGUCUGCCAGAAUAGAAGACAUCAGAGAUAGGAAUAAUCCCUCAAUUGUCCUAUACCAUAAAUUCAUAAUUCAGAGUUUUGUAAGCUGUAAAGAAUGGGGACACCCCUCCACUCUCAGGACACUUACAGUACUCAAGGGCUCAGAACUCCUGUAUAAUUAUUAUGACUAUAUGGAUGCUUUUGAAAAGGUAUUAUUCUUUCAGAAUGAGAACUAUGAUCACUCAUGGUUCAUUCAGAUUGAUAGGAAUUUCAAAGGACAGAUACCUUCGUGGUUCCUCAAGUGGUGGGAAAUGUUUGGUCCAACUCCAUAGAACUUCCCAGAACCUCUACAGGACGCACUAAGAUAUUUCGGUUCCAGAUUCCAGACAGAUAAGCAUUCUUCACAGUUUCUAGCUAUCUUGCAUAUGAUAGUUCAAUACAAGAUCCACUGGAUUAGCAUGUGGAAUUAUGCAAUCAAUCAGAACUUGCUCGAUAGGGAAUUCUUUACAAAAUGGUGGGAUAAAUUCAGACCAACUGAUGCUAUCUCCAAAUUAUAUAAAGACUUUCCUCUUCCAGUACAGAAACUUAUAGCUCAUUGCACAAGAUCACAGCCAAGCCUAGAUUCCGUUCUGAUCUCCGGAAAAUCUAGUAAAGAACUCAAGGAUCUUGCCCAACAGCUACUCCUGCAGUCUGCACAACUAGAGUCAGCAGAAAAGAACUCUCCUGCCUCUUCAGAAGUCUCGUGCAACCGUGUCCCAAUUGACCCAUUCCAGGAUUCUCAAGAUCCUUACGAUGGUUAUAAUUUGGACAGCGAUUAGAGCAAUUUCAGAACGGCUCCCGGAUGCUCCAGAACAGCUCCAGAAGCCCAGAAAAGCUCAAGAACCACCUUUGCAAAUCCGGUUACUAUUCAGAAUAGUACCCGCACUAGCAGAGUUGCCAGCAGAGCACUAUUCACUGCACAGUCCAGAACACUAUGCAGAGUUACUAUUCCAGAAAAGCAAGGGGACAAAACACUGUUCAUAAACAGUGACCAGUUACUGUUCACUCUACAGUACCCCAGCAGAAUCAUUAAGGUUACUAUUGCUUUCGGUUGAAAAGAUAUUCACCUGGAGGUAAAAGCAUUUCACCUUCCGUGAUUCAAGCAGUCUCCUGAAUGGAUCCAAGGCUCCCUCCAUCUAUAUAAGGCAUCCUUGGCCUCAGUCUUCAGCAGGCUUAGUACUAAGACCACACUAAAGGCUUAGUUCAAUACUACCUCAGAGCCCCAGUUUCACAUUGUAACUAGAAUACUUUGUAAACUCUCAAUGGCUCUCUUCUUCUCCCCUCUAGUUUACACUUGUACCAGAACUACAUUUGUAACCUAUUUGUGCUUCCGCCCCCAGUGCCCUCUGAACGGCACCCAUUUGUUGUAGCUUACCCCCAUCUGUUGUAGCUUAUAUUUUGUGUA
Quercus robur (English oak) is the source of this 8623-nucleotide messenger RNA. RefSeq lists its product as uncharacterized. The coding region runs from base 4941 to 7511 and encodes 856 amino acids. The record is from RefSeq and is a predicted model, not a curated record. Lineage: Eukaryota; Viridiplantae; Streptophyta; Magnoliopsida; Fagales; Fagaceae. The transcript has 4 exons.